AGCGAAACGAGGGCGGCGCGUGGCAGCAGGAUACGCAUUUUCGUACGAGCGAGCCCUUCUUCCAAGAUGGAGUAAAACACGUGGUGGUGGCGAUUGUAGCGAUAUCCCGUUCCAUCUGCGCCUUCUCGAUAACCGUGACACAUUUAAUCGGCGACUAGCAGCAAUGGCACGUCGGUACGUCCCCAACAUUCUCAUCACCGGCACGCCCGGCACGGGAAAGACUACCCUUGCGUGCGAACUGGCGAGUCGCACGGGCAUGGACUGGCUGAACGUGGGUCAAAUCGCGCAAGAGAACGAGCUGUACGACGGCUUCGACGACAAAUACGGCUGCCCCGUGCUCGACGAAGACCGCGUAGUGGACGAGAUGGACGACAAGCUCUCGCUACAGGCCGGCGGCAACAUCGUCGAGUACCACGGCUGCGACUUCUUCCCCAAGCGCUGGUUCGACGUGGUCUUCGUGCUGCGCACUGAUAACACGCUCCUCUACGACAGACUCCGCGCCCGGGGCUACGCGGGCAAGAAACUGGAGGAGAACCUUCAGUGCGAGAUUUUCCAAACCAUUCUGGACGAGGCACGCGAGGCCUACGACAACGGAAUUGUGUUCGAAUUGCCUAGCAACACGCCAGAAGACAUGGAGGAUAAUUUGGACAGAAUAUGCACCUGGAUUGAACAGUGGCGCAACGCGGGCCAGUAGUACAGGGUGUCAAACUUUUCUGGAACUAUGGAACGUGUGCUUCGUCCAUGGGACAGCAGCUAGCUGCCAGCGAACUGUGUCGAACCGCUGUGGUGAUUACUCGUCUGCUCGAGAUGUUUGAGAUGUGCUGAUGCAACAACCGCGACAGCUGGAUGAACUGACGACCGAAAAUCGCUGUUUAUUUGAGUUGAUAUAAAUGCCUUUCUUUGAA
Messenger RNA from Rhipicephalus microplus (southern cattle tick), 905 nucleotides. RefSeq names its product adenylate kinase isoenzyme 6 (gene Ak6). Lineage: Eukaryota; Metazoa; Arthropoda; Arachnida; Ixodida; Ixodidae. Gene Ontology annotation, molecular function: ATP binding; AMP kinase activity; ATP hydrolysis activity. Gene Ontology annotation, cellular component: nucleus; cytoplasm. The record is from RefSeq and is a predicted model, not a curated record.